Molecule: messenger RNA, 867 nt
Organism: Periophthalmus magnuspinnatus
Lineage: Eukaryota; Metazoa; Chordata; Actinopteri; Gobiiformes; Gobiidae
Gene: mrps16
Product: mitochondrial ribosomal protein S16
Exons: 4
Coding region: 134-523 (129 amino acids)
Biological process (GO): mitochondrial translation
Cellular component (GO): ribosome; mitochondrial small ribosomal subunit
Molecular function (GO): structural constituent of ribosome
Source: RefSeq, a predicted model, not a curated record
GUCACAUCCGGUGUCAACAUGGCUGCGCACUAGUGAGUCACAUUUGGACAAAUUUGUCAAAGAUAUUCAAUAAAACAGCGUUGAUUCAUGCGGCCCGUCCAGCAAAAUUGAAUAGAAGUGUUAUCCAAGCAUCAUGGUCCAUCUAUCGUCAUUCCUUCUGAAAAAGUACCACGGAGGUUAUGUGGUCAUCCGGCUGGCUCUUGCUGGUCACAAGCAGGCAAACAGACCCUUCUACCGAAUUGUGGCUGCAUUCAACAAAAGAGCCAGGGACGGUAAAUACAUCGAACAGUUGGGGACUUAUGACCCUCUACCCAAUAUCUACAAUGAGAAACUCGUGAGCUUCAACUAUGAUCGCAUAAAGUACUGGAUUGGCUGUGGUGCCCAUGCAACAAAACCUGUGGCCAAGCUGCUAGGUUUAGCUGGAUUCUUUCCUCUACAUCCAAUGACUGUGACAGAAGCAGAGCGCCGCAGAGCACAGGCAGCACAGAUAGAGCCCUCCACGGAAAAAGAAGAGGAACAAUGAUGAGAAAAGCAUCAAUAGAUGUCUUCUGUGGGACUGUGCUAUGGAAGGAUGUCACAACAAUGUUAUAUAUACAUUUCCACCGUUACAUAUUUUAAAGACACAUGACCCCAUUCAAAACUUAAGGUAAUGUUUAAAUAUGGCAUAUUCUGACAAUUAAUCAUAUCAUCAUCUCUUUUUUUUUAAUUAAAGUACAUUUUCAGAACUUUUGAUUUUGAUAACAUUUACAUAUUGUAUAAAAUGCUGUGUUCUCUGUACUGAUUCACUUUAAUCCUGUUUAUUGCUAAAUCUGCCUUGAAAUGGUAACAUUUAAAUAAAAAUAUUGUUUCACUUUAUUCAACCCCGUC